Molecule: messenger RNA, 3690 nt
Organism: Uncinocarpus reesii 1704
Lineage: Eukaryota; Fungi; Ascomycota; Eurotiomycetes; Onygenales; Onygenaceae
Exons: 6
Coding region: 1-3690 (1229 amino acids)
Source: RefSeq, a predicted model, not a curated record
AUGGCCUCCGCGGCGCUCAAGCUGCAGAAGCCAGUCGGCUCAUCAGAAUGGAUAGCCGCUGAAAAGGAGAAUAUUAUGCAGCUAGUUGAGCAAGAAAUGGAAGAGGUGGAAUUUCCUGUCCGCCAUGAAUUGGACUGGUUGAACGAGCAUAUGGCGGAAGUCUUCCGGGGGAACCAGCUCAAUGUUGCCGAGAUAUUCAAAACUCCAGGGAAGCUACGCGGGAGAACACCCCGAACCAUUAGGAAACACAAAACUCCCGCCGGUCAGGCGCGUGUUCCUCUGAGCGACAUCUUUUCUUCACAAAAUGCGAGAAAUAGCCCUCUUCCCACAAGUCGCUUCCACCAGGCGAUAUCUAAGCUUCGUUCUCCCCCGGAGCCCUUACAGACCCGACAACGACCUCUAUCCGCCCAGAGCCAAAACUCCAAUCCAAAUUUCAACACAGACUCCGGAUAUCACGGCAUGUCACAAGGUGUUAACAUGGAUAUGGACAUGAUUUCCUCUGAGGCAACACAGACAGAUCCUGACCUGGUGUCUGAACCCGAACUUGGGCACGAAGAGGAGGACGGAGAAUUGGAGCCGGAACCGGAACUGGGGCAAGAGACUGCAACGCAGCGUAUCGAGGAAACGACUUUAUUGGCAGAUGACCCCCGUGGCCGCAUUCCCUCCUCACCCCACCACACAACGGAGGAUUCAUUCCACUCCGCAAGAGAAAUCGCAGCAAGCAAGGAAAAUACCAUGGAAUCUAUGGACUUGGAGUAUUUGCAAUCUCCUCAACGAGACCAGUCCAUAGAGCCCAUGUAUCCUAGCAUUCCACAAGCAAAAGAAAAUAUUAAUUCCGGUCCCCAACUCACGCCGAAUCCGAAAACCCAGGGCCCAACCGACCAUGAUGCAAUUCUCGACCAUUUUGACGACAUAGGUUCCCCAUCCGAAAAAUCAACACCAGGCCGCCCGUUCAUUCGAAAGAGCAGCCUCACCUUUGCCUCCCUUCCUGCCAGGGAACCAUUAACGAAAAAGAGCAUGGGAGGUGGCAGAAUAUCAAGAAUCAGCCAGGUUGAUCCGGCUAAAAGUGCAUUUUUCGGCCGUCAAACUGGAGGGGUAAGGAUGACACAGUUCCUCACGGAAGAGGAAACCGGGCAAUUCAAUCGUCCUAAAAAUAUGGAUAACAACGUCAAAACGUCUUCCUACGAAGAAUCUGAUUCAGAUGCAAAGGCGGCCAAAUUGCAUAAUAAAUCUUCCACGCAGUUACUUCACGAGAAGAUAAAUAUGCUUGGCAAAGCUCAGUCCACAAGGGGUACCAAAUCGAUUGCGGCGGCUGUCCCACCCGUUUCGCAACAGAUCACUUACCCAGAACUUCAGACCGCUCGCCGCGAGCCUAAUGACGAUGCUCUGGAAAGUUUCACCCGCGAGCAAUCCUCGAAACUCGACGACGUAUCGAGACCACCAAGCUCACCGUUCAUCGUUCGACAGUCGCAAUUCGCCCGAGACGUCUCGGACAAACCCAAAUCAAGUCUUCCCCCUUCCAACCAAGACCAGUACGCCAAACUCCGAUCUUUGCGGACGGGAACCCCAGAACGACGAUCACCCGCACCGAGAUCAUUUAUCUCCCACGGCAAAUCAGCCUCCGUUUCGUCCCUGGCUGGCUCGCCCCGUCCUGGCACGGCUGGGUCGUUAUAUAAGUCUACUACCAUUGAUAGUACACCCAAAAGCUCCACUACUCCUGUGAACUCACCAAAGCGCUAUGAAGGACCUUUAAGUGCUUCCAAAUCUAAACUUCAGUCUAUCAUGAAAUCCGCCAAAGGAUUAUUUAGCAGCAGUGCUGGUGCUUCCGCAGCGGCCAAGGAAGCCAUGUCACCUAAUACGACCCUCUCUAAACCUACAGGAUACCCAAGUGUCUAUGGGGUUUUUGGCCAUAAUGCAUCACGAGACUCUGCUAGCCCAAUCAAACAGGAAGGCCGUCGAACUCGAAGUUCCACUGAAAAGGAAAAGGAGCAAAAGCGCAAGGAGCAGGAGCUAAAAGACCGCCAGCGCACCGAGGAACAAUUGGAAAAGGCAAAAGAAUUAGAGAAAGCGAAGAAUUCCGAACCCAAACCCACCCACAAGCCACCUACUAUACAGAGAUUAGACGCAGUUGUCCCUCCACCUUUAAAAGUUAAGUCGAGUCCUCAACACUUACAACCGCUAUCAAAACCUGCUAGUAGAGAACUAGGAGCCGGUCGCGAAGAAGAGACCAAGUCUGCUGUUCCCACACUUUCUCAAAUUCAAGCAAAACGGAAUGACCGUCGACCCGUCAAGCCAACACGAGAUAUGCCGAAGGCGAGGCCACACCCGGUUUCGAUAAAGAUCGGCACUCUAUCCCAGCGUAUUCCACUAGCUUCGGGCCCUUCUAGCGCACCUAGCACGCAAGAUCCAGCACCUACCCCGACACUAACGAAACAACCAUCCAUUAAAAAGUCAAGUAUAGCAUCGUCGCAAACGAGCACUUCCACGAGUAGUUUCAAAAGCUCAAUUGCAGCUUCCAGUGCAAAGUCAAAGGCUGUUCUGGCUGGGGAACGGAGGGAACAACAACGGCGUGAAGCACAGCAACGCCGUGAGGCUGAUCGUAAGCAACUCGAAGACGCCCGCCGCCAGGAGCAGCUUCGAGUGGAGGCUGAACGAAAAGAACGCGAACGUCUGGCCGCAAUGGAAGACCCAAAAAGCACUGCGAAGAAACAGGCAAUUGAGAAAAGAAGGCUGGAAAAUGCGCGAAAGGCGCAACAGCAAAGGGUCCAGCAACCUCUUCCAGUGAACGAUGCGGGAUUUGUACCACAAGAGAAGGCCUCAUUCCAAUCUCAACGCGGCGACAUGAGUCUACCUCGCGCCCCUUCUCGGUUGAAUAGUGUACAACCGCCCAAUAGGCCUCAGCCAAUGAUCAACCCAGCCAAGCCUCCAAAGCGUGCAAAUGAAGAGGAAGCAGCCCGAUCGGAGUCAGGAAAGCGACGAAAAACCGACGACGAUGAGCUUGCUAUUGAGGCGCCUAUUCGUCCGACGAUGGCACCCCCGAUUCGCCAGUCAGGUGUUCGGAAGGACCUGAAGACACAGGCUUUCCCGACCAGUUAUGUUGCAACGCCAAACAUGGGACAUACCCAGCCUAGCAGUUCAAUGUUCAAACCCUUGUCGAGCGCUGCCCGCCCAUUGCAAACUCCAGGGCCAUUGCAGCCUGGGCCUUCCCGACCUCAUCCCUUGGAAAUUUCCAAAUUUGCCAACGGCAAAAUUCCUUUUGCAGAAUCUAACCAACCGCCUCCCGCCGCUCAUAGAACUCCCGGGUAUAAACAAACCCAAAAGGCCGUUCGUUCUUCGCCCGCCUACCCUAACGGCGAACAGAUUAAACUUCCGGAAAUUCCCACAGAUAGUGAAGACGAAGACUCCGAAGCCGAACCAUAUCAUGUACCCGAAUGGGCUAAGGGUGAUAAUCUCCGUAACCUCCUCAUAGAACAGGAAGGCAAGGAUGGGGAGAUGGUAUUUGGACCGACAGCACCAUUACUGAUGGAAGAGAUAUUCAAGGAUAAUAAAGACCGAUUAAGGAAAUUCAGAGAUCGGACAAGCAGCGCCAACUGGGCAGGCACUGAUGGACUAACGACAGAGGAAAUUCGAUGGGAUAUUGAGCAGAGGGAGGCAUUGAAGAGGAAUGGGGGUUGGAUGUUUGACACUUAA